Messenger RNA from Pistacia vera, 448 nucleotides. Its product is annotated as auxin-responsive protein SAUR67-like. Gene Ontology annotation, biological process: response to auxin. The record is from RefSeq and is a predicted model, not a curated record. The coding region runs from base 47 to 448 and encodes 133 amino acids. Lineage: Eukaryota; Viridiplantae; Streptophyta; Magnoliopsida; Sapindales; Anacardiaceae. The transcript has a single exon.
AUCUAAUAACAAGAAACAACAUGAUCAGUCCAAAGAGCUAAGCAAAAUGGCAAAGAAGUGGCAGAAAGUUGCUGCAAUUAAGCGGAGAAGAAUCUCAUUACCAAAAGCAACAGGGGUGGUUGAUUCAGAAAGUUGCAGGACAUCAUCAGUGGUUGAGAAGGGUCAUUUUGUUGUGUACACUGCUGAUCAGAGGCGAUUUGUGAUUCCCUUAACAUAUCUUAAAAACGACAUUAUUAGGGAGCUCUUUACAACGGCAGAAGAUGAGUUUGGACUGCCAAGUGGCGGACCUAUCACAUUGCCUUGUGAUGCAAUUUUCAUGGAGCAUGCAGUCCCUUUGAUCCAAAGGCAUGCAACAAAAGAUGUUGAGAAGGCGUUGCUCAUGUCUUUAGCUACUGGUCGCUGUUUACCAUCUUCACAUCUCCAUCAAGAGCAAAGUAACCAGCCAUAG